Molecule: messenger RNA, 752 nt
Organism: Ceraceosorus guamensis
Lineage: Eukaryota; Fungi; Basidiomycota; Exobasidiomycetes; Ceraceosorales; Ceraceosoraceae
Exons: 3
Coding region: 83-640 (185 amino acids)
Biological process (GO): ribosomal large subunit biogenesis
Cellular component (GO): nucleolus
Source: RefSeq, a predicted model, not a curated record
AAUGACGAUUCGAACUCUGGCUACACCACUCACUCAAGGACCCUUUGACAGUCUGCAGUUCCCUUUAUCAUAGACAGGCAAGAUGAGAAUCAAUCACUGCUUCUUCUGCUCGAGCCCGGUCUACCCGGGCAACGGCAUCAUGUUCGUUCGCAACGAUGCCAAGCAACUCAUCUUCUGCAGGUCCAAGUGCCACAAGAACUUCAAGAUGAAGAGGAACCCCAGGAAGGUCAAAUGGACCAAGGCUUUCAGAAAGGCUGCCGGAAAGGAGAUGACGGUGGACUCGACGCUGGAGUUUGAAAAGCGUCGCAACGUGCCAGUGCGAUACUCGCGCGAGCUGGUGCAACAAACACUAAAGGCGAUGGAGCGCAUCGCCGAAAUCCGAGCCAGGCGAGAGAAUGCCUUUUACAAGGCGCGCAUGCUCAAGGCCAAAGGAGGCGCAGCUGCUCGUCAAGAGAAGGAUCGCUUGGAGGUGCACAAGAACAGGCAUUUGCAAGGUGCCCUCGGAGCGGACAGGAAACGCUUGGCUGCGCAAAAGGAAAAGUUGGAGAGGAUCAAGGUGCAGAACAAGGCCAGAAAUGCGGCCAAGAAGAGCGCUCUGACACAGGGGAGCGGCCAGGCCAUGACUAUGCAGGUCGAUUAAAAUCGAGCAUGCAGUCGUCUCGGCAACUCGUCACCGUGUUCAAGACUCUUUGUACUUGUAUCCAUUCACGACUUUCAGCAAAUGCAGUCUCCGCGUGCGCUUCAUGACUCUC